AUGGGAUCCAAUAAUAGCAAAGCCACUUCCUCUACAACUUCUUCUUCUUCUGCUUCAAGAAAUUUCAGGAAGAGGAGUCGCUCUAAGGCUCUCAGAGGGUUUCAUUCUUAUUGCCUUGGAACUAGUUCUGGAUCUCAAGACAGUGAUGAUGAAGACCAGGUCUGUGAUAGUAAUAAAGUAGAUGGCAGUGUUGUUACAUAUGCUGAUGGCAAUCUAUCAGACUCAGAUGCGGUGAAGUCGAAAUCUCUAAGAAAGGUUAAAGCUGGUGACAGUGAGAAUACUUGUAUGCCUAACAUCAAUCUUGGUGAGUGGAGUGAAACAAGGAUCCGCGACACUUCAUCUGGAAGUCGCACCAGCUCUGUGCACGCUUCUGCAACUUAUUCGUUGAAUCCAACAAGUCGAUUCCUCUCUCGACUUAGGAGAUUUACUAGUUCAAGGUCAUCAAGGCCUUGUCCGGUUUCGUCUCCAAGUUUUUCAAUAUUUGACAAUGAGGAUGAUGCAUCAGGAUCAGGUUUGCCUUGUUGCAACAUGCAGAGAAAUCCUAGUUGUGGCAUUGGUGCAAGUGACGAGUUGGAUGUGAACUUGUUUUCUUCGAGAAUUCAAGCAGAGAUGGAUACUAUUGAGACUAGGCAUAUAGAUCGACGAAAUAGAGUUCGAGAACCAGUUGAACAUAAUGUUCGUUUUAGUCGAACUUUAAGUGUUGGAAGGCUUCGUGACAGAGUUCUUCGCCGAUCAACAUCAUCUAACCUUACCUCAUUCCCUCUACGACAAGAGAGAGAACUGAGAGAUGAUAGUCAGAAUACUCGAAGGCAAACAGUGGAGCCAGAUUCAAGAGUUUCACCAUCAGAUCAAAGUGCUGUUAGUUCUUCUACAUCUAGUAUGUCUAACUCCAUGUUUAGCAAUCAAAACUAUGAAGUCGAGAGCUCACAAUUGCAAGACGGUAGGUAUCGGGAUCUACUGGAGCAUAGAUUCAAUUUCCUUGAACGAGGAAGAAGAAUACAGUCACAGGCCCGUUCUCUUGAGCGAUUAGGUAGCCGUUUUGAAAAUCAAUCUGCACAUGGGAGAUCAUGUAUCUUGUCUGGUCAACAUAGAAGUGGUCGUUGUAUGUGUCGAUUUAGAAAUCGUGACACGAAUUCAAAUGAUGAUUCUGGUGCUAGAGCUAGCAUAUCUAGAAUUGUUGUUCUUGCAGAAGCUUUAUUUGAGGUUCUCGAUGAAAUCCACCAGCAAUCUGUGGUUUUAUCUUCCCAUUCUUCUGCGUCUUCUCUUGGAUGUGUUCCCGCACCUAUCAAUAUCGUGGAGUCUUUGCCUGUCAAGUUAUACGAGAAGUUGCCUAAGCAUCAAGAAGAUGCUACACAAUGCUAUAUAUGCCUUGUGGAGUAUGAGGACGGAGACAGCGUGCGAAUUCUUCCUUGCCAUCAUGAAUUUCAUAGAACAUGUAUAGACAAGUGGUUGAAAGAGAUUCACAGGGUAUGCCCGCUAUGUCGGGGGAACAUCUGCAUUUCUGAUUCAGGACUUUAG
Messenger RNA from Vicia faba (fava bean), 1518 nucleotides. Lineage: Eukaryota; Viridiplantae; Streptophyta; Magnoliopsida; Fabales; Fabaceae. The record is from the annotation of a GenBank genome assembly.